Messenger RNA from Thamnophis sirtalis, 764 nucleotides. It is a transcript of the gene MRPS24, whose product is annotated as mitochondrial ribosomal protein S24. The record is from RefSeq and is a predicted model, not a curated record. Gene Ontology annotation, cellular component: mitochondrion. Gene Ontology annotation, biological process: translation. NCBI's taxonomy places the organism in Eukaryota, Metazoa, Chordata, Lepidosauria, Squamata, Natricidae.
ACUGCGGCCUGCAGGCUCCCAUGGCGGCGGCAGCGUGGCGGAGGGCGGCUGAGGCCUCCGCGCGGGCCCUGAGGGGCGCCUGGGGGUUGCCGGUCGCGGGCCGCGGGUUCCGGAGCAGCGCCGUGGCGGAGAAGUGCCAAGCGGGCCGCAUCCGCCCUCGGAAGGGGAACCAGCCGGUGACCUACGAAGAGGCCCACCCGCCCCACCACAUCGCCCACCGCAAGGGCUGGCUCUCCCUGCACACCGGUAACCUGAACGGGGAGACGGAUGCAGCGGAUCGCACGCUGGAGGAUGUCUUCAUCCGCAAGUUCCUCUUUGGCACAUUCCAUGGCUGCUUGGCGGAGGAGGUGGUACUGAAGCGCCGGGCCAACACGGUGAUCAUCUGCACCCUCCUCAUCCAGAAUCUCCCUCCCCAUAAGAUUUACUUCCUGAUCGGCUACACGGAGGUGCUGCUUUCCUUCUUCUACAAGUGUCCUGUGAAGAUGGAGGUGCAGACCAUCUCGGAGAAGGUCAUUUACAAACAUCUUUAAUCCUGGCGGAGCUUAUAGUAGAAAAAGGUUCCUGACUCCUGAUUGGUAUUGAUGCUCCGCACUGGGCCCAGUGGGGGUCCUUGCUCCUUUUGCCCUGGAACAGACUGAUGUUUUCUAGCUAUUGACUUCUCCUCCAGAGACCGGAAAAUAGAUGGAAGUGCCCAGAGAUAGGAGAAAUCUUGUCCAUUCUUAGAAAUGAAUUGCUGAAAUACAAACGAGGAAUUUGUGUCCCUA